AUGAAGACCGUACAAUUCCCUGGAUUAACUGGCUCGAAGGCCUUCGUUCGGCCUCUAGCUUUGUCGGAUCUAGACAGCUGCGUGGAAGUCGAGAGCGCCUUUCCCGAGCAGGAACGCUGCUCAAGGGAAAAGUUCAUAUACCGCCUGACCAUAGAACUGGUCGGCCACGUGAUUGCCACACGAGUCCCCGGCAGUCGAGUGACGGAUGGAGCUAUGGAAAUGCCCGAACACUGGAGCGGAAGCCGUGACGUUGUCCAGGUAAACGGAGCGGUCAUUGGGAACGAUGUGAAUGGGCGUUUUGUCGGGGUGCACUCCCUGGCGAUUCGGACGGGGUACCAGGGCAAGGGACUAGGAAGGGCGCUGAUGGAUAAGUAUAUUGAAUAUGCUCGGACCGGUACUGAAUCGGCACAGAGUAUUGUGAUCAUAGCUCAUGAUCAUUUGAUUCGGUUCUAUGAGAGCUUUGGCUUCAAGAACCUGGGACCGAGUCCGUGUGCUUUUGGUCGUGGAGGGUGGUAUGAUAUGGAACUGAGUCUUUGA
Aspergillus pseudotamarii is the source of this 537-nucleotide messenger RNA. RefSeq names its product acyl-CoA N-acyltransferase. Bases 1 to 537 code for a protein of 178 amino acids. Gene Ontology annotation, cellular component: cytoplasm. The transcript has 4 exons. The record is from RefSeq and is a predicted model, not a curated record. Gene Ontology annotation, molecular function: aralkylamine N-acetyltransferase activity. NCBI's taxonomy places the organism in Eukaryota, Fungi, Ascomycota, Eurotiomycetes, Eurotiales, Aspergillaceae.